Micromonas commoda is the source of this 1329-nucleotide messenger RNA. Its product is annotated as amino acid-polyamine-organocation family. NCBI's taxonomy places the organism in Eukaryota, Viridiplantae, Chlorophyta, Mamiellophyceae, Mamiellales, Mamiellaceae. The transcript has 3 exons. The annotation marks the transcript as partial. Gene Ontology annotation, molecular function: amino acid transmembrane transporter activity. Gene Ontology annotation, cellular component: plasma membrane. Gene Ontology annotation, biological process: transmembrane transport; amino acid transport. The record is from RefSeq and is a predicted model, not a curated record.
CUCCGCAAAGAUCUCGACGCGCGCGACCUCCUCAUGCUCGGCGUGGGCGGCGUCAUCGGAGGCGGCGUCUUCGUCCUCACCGGCGCCGCCGCGCACGACCACGCGGGCCCGGCGGUGCUCAUCUCCUACCUCGUCGCGUCCGCCACCUCCGCGGUCACCGGGCUGUGCUACACCGAGUUCGCGUGCGAAGCCCCGGUCGCGGGAUCGUCCUACGUGUACGUCAGCAUGUGCUUCGGAGAGUUCGCCGGGUACCUGUGCGGGUGCAACCUGGGGUUGGAGCUGACCAUCUCCGCCGCCGCGGUGGCCAGGGGGUGGACCAGCUACGUCGCCACGCUGUUCCGAGCGCCGCCGGACGCCCUACGCGUUCGCGUGGGGGGCCCGAGCAACCCGGGCGGUGACGGGUCAGACGGUGACGCGUCGGGCGGCGUCGCGCUGGACCUUCCCGCGGCGUUCGUCGUCGCGUUCAUCACGUGCGUGCUCGUGUGCGGCAUGAAGGACAGCGCGCGGUUCAACACCGCGGUCACGGCGGUGUCCUUAGCCGUCAUCGCCUUCGUGCUCGUCGCGGGGGGCGCCAAGGUUGACGCCGACAAUUGGCGCCCAUUCGCUCCCAACGGCGUCGACGGCAUACUCGCCGGCGCGUCCGUGGUGUUCUUCUCGUUCGUGGGUUUUGACACCGUGGCGACGUGCGCGGAGGAGUGCGCGGAUCCCGGACGGGACCUACCGGUGGGGAUACUCGGUUCCCUCGGCGUGUGCGCGGCGUUGUACGCGGCGAUGUGCCUCGUCGUCACCGGCAUGACGCCGAGUCGAGACAUCGACGUCGAGGCGCCCUUCGCCGUCGCGUUUAAGGCGCGGGGAAUGGCCUGGGCCGAGUCGGUCAUAUCCCUCGGCGCCCUCGCCGCCAUCACCACCGCGCUGCUCUCGUCUCUCAUGGGCCAACCGAGGGUGUACAUGGUCAUGGCGAGGGAUGGGCUUUUGCCGAAAUGGUUCGCGGCGGUGCACCCAAAGUUCGGAACCCCCGCCAACGCGUCCGCCUUCACCGGGAUCACCACCGGCUUACUCGCGCUCGUCGUGGACAUCGAGACGUUGGCGGAGCUGGUGAGCAUAGGGACGCUGGCGGUGUUCGGGUCGGUGUGCGCGUCGCUGCUGAGACGAAACGAACCGACAAAGGGAUUUAAAACCCCGUUCGUGCCGUACGUGCCCGCGAUCGGGGUCGCCGCGUGCACGCAGCUGGUGUUCUCGCUGGGCCCGCCGGCGUGGGUGAGGUUCGGGGCGUACACGGUUUUAUGCGCUGGGUUUUACGCGGCUCGGGGUUUGGUCGGGGAUCGGCUC